AGAGCUUUAGCCGGGAGCUUGAUCAGGAAGUAGAAGCAGAAACACCAGCCAGACUGGCGCUAUAACUCGCGGAUAGAGAGAUAUUCGCGCGAUAGAGUAGAGGUGGCUCUUGCUCGUUGGCCUUUUGGAACGGCUCGCCGUAUCGGGCUUCCUUUUGUUCCAAGGAUCCUCGCGAUUAUCCCUUAGUCAACUAUAAUUGUCAUCAAGAGAGAGAGGGAGGAGAACCGUAUAUCCGAACGACCGAUUGAUCUCCGUCAUACGGGUUUCCCCGGUUAUGCCCUGGGUCGCCGCAUGUUUUGACCUGCUGGCGGCUCCGUUACUGGGUUAUUGUCUCGCGAUCAGAAAACUAGCCCUGCAAGCCGGCAUCCUGCAGGAGAGAAGAAACGAUCUUGUCGGGAAACAGACAUCUAACACGGGAACACCCUCGAACGCUGACGCAGCCACAAUGGUUCCUAACGCAGAAGAGCAUCAAGAUCCCGGCAAGGAAAAGGUCGCAGCAAGAAUGCCGGCAGUAGCGAAGUCAUCACGCAAAUUUGUAGGAGUUGUUAUAGCCAUUUGCGGUUUACCAGCUCGUGGGAAAAGCCAAAUCGGCCAGAGUCUUGCUCGCAGACUUAAUUGGAAUGGCGUAACCACAAAAGUGUUUCGCGUGAAUGAUUAUCGAAGAAAACGAGUCGAACCUCAUAUAUCACGUGAACUCCUCCGAUCAGAUAAUGCGGCAAACAAUGCGUUAAUGGCUCUCGCACAGAGAGAUGCCAUGCUAGAUUGCUCGGCGUGGCUCGCAUCCGGAAAUUCUGUAGCGCUCCUGGACGCUAUGCUGAUCACGCGAGCGCAGCGCACAGAGGUCCACGAUUACUUCUCCGGUCAACUCGGAUAUCGCGUUCUAUUCAUCGAAUGCGUUUGCGACGAUCCGGAAGUCCUGGAGCAUAAUCAACAGGAGAUCGUGAGACAUAGCGCCGACUAUGCAGGCGUAGAUGUCACCGUGGCUGCGGAAGAUCUGCGCUCGAAAAUCGCUUUUUACGUCCGAUCGUAUGAGCCGAUGGACGAUAGAAUCUACCCCAGGAUCAGAAUCGACACUGCUACCAUGGACAUUGAGACCUGCAAGGUGUCCGGUCACAUUGAAACCACCGUGCUUGGAUACCUCGGAGAUGUCAGUCUUAAACCUCACACUCUUUAUUUCUCGAGGCACGGUGAAAGCGAGUACAAUGUGCUCGGUAAAGUCGGCGGUGACGCGGUAUUAAGUCCCAGGGGCGAGCGUUACGCUCAAGCUUUAUCAACCAAAUUUAAUGCCAUGCGUAUUCCUGAUCUUCGGGUUCUCACCAGUCGCCUUCGCAGAACAAUCGCAACAGCGCGUGGUAUCGAAGCUCCUCAGGAACACGUAGCGGCUUUGAACGAGCUUCAUGCGGGAGUGUGCGAGAGCCUCUCCUACGAGGAAAUGCAGGAGCAUUACCCACAGGAGUUCGCCUGGCGCGAUCAAGACAAGCUGCGUUAUCGUUAUCCGUGGGGCGAGAGCUACAUCGACGCGAUGCAACGUGUCGAGCCGGUGAUGGCCGAGUUGCAGCGCUCCAAUAACGUCCUCGUGGUGUCUCAUCAAGCGGUACUGCGCUGCAUCAUCGGAUUCUUCCUCGAUAAGAAACCCGAAGAGCUGCCCUACAUGGAGGUGCCGUUACACACGAUAAUCCGCAUCGCCAGCCAGGGCUACAAUUACAAGCUCGAGUUCUUCAAGCUGCCGAUCGAAUGCGUUAACACGACUCGCGUCAAGCCCCAAAAUUGCAAAGAAGAUCGUACCGCUGCCGACGCACUGAUCACGGUCCCCGAUCAUUUUGAUAUACCGGAUCCUUGGAGAAACCCCGGCAACGGGCCUACUCUCGUGCAACAGCAUUAAAAAGAAAUCAACCUGCCGUUUGGAAAGCGGCAUAAAUCGAGUUUUGAACCACGAUGAAUCGAAGAAUUUUAGUAUGAGAUAAUGAUAUCAAUACAGUUUCGCAUAAAAAUAUGAUAUCAAAAUAUUUUACCAUCAGUGCAUGGAAAAAAGAUAUCAAAUAUAAGAUAACAUUGCUCAUUGUAUCAGUUGAUAUAAAUGGAGAAUUAAUGAGAUAUUGAAAGAUCGAUUUAUGCUAUGUUUUAAACAAAUGGCUUAUACAAUAAUUGGCUGUACACUCGCGGCACUAUUGAGAUUAUUUAUCUGUUUGUUUGUAAUUCUGGGUAUGAAUAUUUACACUAUUAUUAAGAAAAAAAUAGAUUACUAUCUCUAUUAAAAUUCUCGUAGUAAAUUAAAAUGAGGCAAUUAAAAUGAGCCGAUUUUAUUUUUUCUUACACGCGAGAUAGCUGGCAGAAGCGUAAGGCGUCGAUUCAAUCUUGACGGUAAUCAAUAUGCGGAUAGAAAUAGUUUGUUCCUCUGAUUUUAAGGUUUCUUUUACGUAAUAGAGAUUACGCACAAAUUUUCGAACAUGGAUAUCUUUGACACUGAUCGUCGGCGAAGUUUUGCGAAUGUCUCGGAUCGACUUCAACGAUAGGUCUACGAUAUGGUAUUGAUACUAUACCUUUUUAAUGAGCAACAAUUGGAAAGCCUGCUCGGGAAUGGCUCGGAGCCCUCUACGUAUCGCGAAAGAUGAUAGUUUGUCAGCAAUUUAUAGGGUUGCUCGGUUAUAUUAUACUCGAUGAUUAAAUUACCUGAAUGCUAAAUACAUAUACGUACAGAUUUGUAUAUAGAAUAGAUGGGAAAAUUUAAUGUCGAAAACAGUUUGUGAUAAUAAUAGCGCAUAGAAAUACAAAAGUCGCUAUGCAAAUGAAUCAUUUUUUUUUUAUAUUUCAGCAUUUUUUCUUAAGUUUUCUCUUAAAAUAUCUUGCAAAACUUUUAUUCCGUGCUGUGAUCAUUUUUUAUUAAAUAUAUGAUCUCUUUUGCCAUAUUUUAUUGUUCAAGUGUCAUCGAAUUUACAAUUGUCUUGACGAAAGAGGGAUGGAAAAUUACGGAAAUGUUUAGGUAUAUGCAAGAGUUAUUACAUGUAACACUUGAGAUUUUGAAACAUAAUGCACACAUUAAUUAUCCGGCCUUAACGAUGAUCAGAAUCAGCAGAAAAUUUAUCUCUGGAUACUUUAAGAUCUUAUAUUUUUAUAAAGGAUAGAUAUUAGGUAUAUUAUAGCUGCUUCCUUCAUAACGAUUAAUUCGUUUUAUAUUUUAAACAGCAAUGCAAUAUGUCCAUAAUUAUAAUCUCUAAAUAUGAAAUUAUAUUAAUUAUAUUAUUUAGAUAGGUAAGUUACAAAAAAAGUUCUUUGCAACGAAACAGAUAAUCGAAAAAGAAUGUUAUUAUUAAUAGAUACUGAAAUAGCUUAUUAUUGUUAUCAUAGAGAUAGGAGUUUUAUUGCUCCUAGUUUAUUAACGACUAAAACCUAAUAAAAAAGAGGGCUUAUUAUUUCGAUAAACUUUUUAUAAAACAAGUAUUACAGUUAUCGCAUGAAAUAAUUCAAAUGUGUAAUAAUUGGAAAACAUUAAUGAUUUUAUCUUUACUACUGAAUUGUUUUAUGUAAAGGAAUUUUUUCGUCGCACAUAUUUGUAGAUUAGAUUUGUUUAAGUCAAUAUAUCGUCUUAUAAACUUGUUAGAAUGUGUAUUUUUAGUAUAAACGCAAUAUAGUAUGCGCAGAGAAAAAUGGACAUUUAACGAUAUGUGCAUUUUGGUAUAAGCAAAUUAACCAUAGUUGUGUUAAAAUUGACGCAGUAGUAUUUUAAAGAUUAUGUAGAGCAUUUUGUGUGUAUUGUGUGUGCACGAGUUUAUUAUGAUUUCCAUUUAACUAACAAUAAGAUAUUGUUCUGGAUUAACCAGCUUUUGUGGAAUAUCGUAGAUAAGCCAAUCGAAUUGAUUCACAUCGAUAUUUUACUGUGUUUUACUCUUCGUUAUAUAGGAUAGUUUAUUGCAUAAACACGCAUAAUAUUUGAUUAGACAUGAACGCGAGGUUCUCCAAGAUUCAACGCGAUCCCAAGCUGUGAAAUCUGAAAGAGAAUGAUUCGCGCUUCCUAGAAUUAGUUUAAUAAUUUUUAUUCGUGCUUUAGGGAAAUUAUCUAUAUGUCUUCCUUUCGAAUAAAAAGUCGAUCUAGUCGAUCUUCCGAUGUUUCGACUGCUAAACAUUUUGUGACUCUGUAUAUUGGAAAAUCACGAAUGGUAAAUUAUAAUUUGUAACAUGUACAUUGUGUACGAUUAAGAGAUAUUAUUCAUAGGAAGUUUUAGGUUUUUUAUUUGUACACUCUGUGAAUAAAUCUUUUUUUUUUU
This is a messenger RNA of Formica exsecta, 4262 nucleotides long. RefSeq names its product 6-phosphofructo-2-kinase/fructose-2,6-bisphosphatase-like. Gene Ontology annotation, molecular function: fructose-2,6-bisphosphate 2-phosphatase activity; ATP binding; 6-phosphofructo-2-kinase activity. Gene Ontology annotation, biological process: fructose 2,6-bisphosphate metabolic process; fructose metabolic process. NCBI's taxonomy places the organism in Eukaryota, Metazoa, Arthropoda, Insecta, Hymenoptera, Formicidae. The coding region runs from base 275 to 1882 and encodes 535 amino acids. The transcript has 6 exons. Gene Ontology annotation, cellular component: cytosol. The record is from RefSeq and is a predicted model, not a curated record.